Nyctereutes procyonoides (raccoon dog) is the source of this 2488-nucleotide messenger RNA. It is a transcript of the gene PDPN, whose product is annotated as podoplanin. Gene Ontology annotation, biological process: response to hyperoxia; lung development; regulation of lamellipodium morphogenesis. The transcript is spliced from 6 exons. Gene Ontology annotation, cellular component: apical plasma membrane; basolateral plasma membrane; filopodium. Gene Ontology annotation, molecular function: chemokine binding; protein-folding chaperone binding; signaling receptor binding. NCBI's taxonomy places the organism in Eukaryota, Metazoa, Chordata, Mammalia, Carnivora, Canidae. The record is from RefSeq and is a predicted model, not a curated record. The coding region runs from base 233 to 742 and encodes 169 amino acids.
AAGGCGGCUCCUCGCCCCUCGCUCCUUGCAAAGUUUCCAGCAGCAAAGUCAGCUCGGCGGUGGCGGCUGCGGGAGGAGGAAGCUUGGGGACCCUGGGCGCCGGGGCUCCUGCUCCCCGCGGCCUUCCAGCCCCUCUUCCCUGGCUCCCGGGGCCGGGCCCUGGCCGCAGAGCUUGGAGCCCCCCCAGCGCCCAGACAACUGCUGGCCCCCAGGGGACCGGGCAGCCGACAAGAUGUGGAGGGUGCCGGUCCUGCUCUUGGUUUUGGUCGGCGCGGGGCUCCGGGUGCCGGCAGCAGGAGCCAGCACAGUCCGGCCAGAUGACAUAACACCAGGUGUAGAAGACAGCGUGGUGACCCCAGGCACAGAAGACAGCAUGGUGACGCCAGGCGCAGAAGAUAACGUGGUGACUGACGGUGCCACUGAAGAGCCUAAUGAGUCUGGCUUAAUCCCUCUGGUGCCAACAAAUACAGAGAGUGUAACAGACUUACACUUAGAGGAUGGGCCGACUCAAGAAAGCACAGUCCAUGCCAAAGAAGAGAGCCAGAGCACCACAACCUUGAAUGUAGUGACUAGUCACUCCAGAGAGAAAGUAGGUGAAGACACCGAGACAACGGUUGAGAAAGAUGGCCUGGCAACAGUGACCCUGGUUGGGAUCAUAGUUGGAGUCUUACUAGCCAUUGGAUUCAUUGGUGGGAUCAUCAUUGUGGUUGCUCGAAAAAUGUCAGGAAGGUACUCGCCCUAAAGAGCUGAAGAAUUGUGCCCUUCUACCAACACCUUUAAAAGAGUUUCCGACUUCCCCGUCCCCAAGCAUGUGGGAGAAGAUGACCCAUGGAAAUGCUUGGCGAUCCCACUACCAAAUCCAUGGUGAUCCCUCCACUUACCAAAAGUAACCCAAGGAAAGACAGUUCACAAGACUUGCUCCUCUAGGCGGGCAUUUGUCUUCUGAAAAUGUUUUUAAAUAUAAAUUUUGCAAAAGAGGAUUCAAAAGACACAAUGCCUAGAAAAUGGAGCAAAACCACGUAAACUGAUUUGUAACUAAGACAAUAUAACUUAAUUGAUGUUAGAAAUUAUGCUCCCAUCUCCGUUCUGACCGUUCUCUCGUAUUGUUAAAAUGCAAUCAAGUCUGGCAAUAUUUAUACCAAUGGAGCCCUUGAGUUGAGUGCGACGUUCAUCAACAGCAGAAGCAUUUUGCAAUUUCCGAUCCGUUGAAAUGUACACAUUCCAGUCUGGCCUGCUUUUUUAAAGCCUAACUUCAUGUGAAUAAUCAAAUAGAAAAAUCUAAACUUGUAUAAUAUGUAAUGACCAACUGCCUUUCCCUGGCCCAGAUAAAUAAUUUCAAAGGCGCCUGUGUUAGGUCAUAAACAGGAAGUCUAUCGUUUGGAGAAGGGAUUUGUUUGUCGCAAUAAGGUCAUGGGGCAGGCUCUAGGCUUGCUUAUUGCCUUCUCCAGCGAUGGCUUGGUGACUCAAAGGCUUGCUCCCACCUGCCGCCUCCUCUUCCCUCAGACGAUGGGGAGCCAGAGCUCCUGGGGCAGGCUUUUUCCUUUCCAUGACCUCUAAGCCCUUCAGAUUGGCUGCUUUGUUCUGGAAUAUGGAAGUCUUGGCUCUGAUGCCAGCGAGACUGCUGGGGGCCCAAUGGUGCCCAAGGCUCAGAUGUACCAGAAACCAAGAACCAUGGUGGUCCCCACACAGAAGGAAACCCUGCGUGUGCCUCUGGCCUGAGAAAUAGAACCUGCCAGGCUCCUAACAUUUACUUUCUGCCUCAGAGGAAAGACGUAGGACAUCAUAAUAAUCCUGUAAUUUUAAGAAAGCAGGUGGAUUCAAAGACUUGAUGUAAAAAAUAAAAGAAAUGCCCAUCUUGGUGACACAUACCACACGCCCUCCAUGGGGUCAUCAUUGGAAAGGUCGUCAAAGUAGAGGACCCACCUGCCAUCUGGGGUGGGCACCACCCAUUCAGCUCAGUACAUAUCUUCCCGUAGGUCAGUUGACUUGUUUUACCCAAACACAAAGUUUUUACGCUGAGCAGAUGCUCUGUCACGGUUGUGCUUGUGCAGGUCUCUUAUCCUUGCAACUCGUAUGAAAAAGUAAACUAUCCUUUGGAAAAGCACAGCGCAUUUCUGUCUCCGCCACAGUAACAUGGGGGGUGGUAUCUUAAACAGCGAGGCCUCCCGAACCCAGUCGGGCUGGUCCCCCACCCAAGGUCCAAUUUGGAUAUCUGCUGGUUGAGAGAAGGGGCCUUAGGAGGGCUUUGUGAGCUUCCGGAGCCUUCUGUUUCAUCACUCCGAUUCCUGAACUGGAGUCGGGGACAAAGUCCUUUUUGUCUUUUGUGUCCUUGCUUUUCUCCUCUCACUGUGAACCGUAGCGUCCGCCCCAAGUCAUACACUGGACCCGCCGCCUGCUGGGACAGGACUGUGGGUUUCUUGGUCACAUCUGUGUUGGUGUUCAAUGCAGUGUGGACGUGUUUUAAAAUAAAACAGAUGAUUGCGUGUAA